Molecule: messenger RNA, 6750 nt
Organism: Drosophila yakuba
Lineage: Eukaryota; Metazoa; Arthropoda; Insecta; Diptera; Drosophilidae
Gene: CASK
Product: peripheral plasma membrane protein CASK
Exons: 15
Coding region: 1458-3296 (612 amino acids)
Biological process (GO): regulation of neurotransmitter secretion; protein phosphorylation
Cellular component (GO): cell-cell junction; cytoplasm; neuron projection
Molecular function (GO): calmodulin binding; calcium/calmodulin-dependent protein kinase activity; signaling receptor binding
Source: RefSeq, a predicted model, not a curated record
GAGAGCAAGGACAGGACAGAGAGCUUCAACUGGAUGCUGACAGAAUCAGAAUUCGAGAAUUCAGUCUAUAAUUGUGCACCUUGCUGACUGGUUCUGUGCCAGUUUAACGCGAGCCCUUGCCUGGACAGCACGGCCAGUGCAAGCAAAAAGCUAAAUAAAUUAAAACAAUAAAGAACAAAAAAUAUGUACUCCCUAAUUCAUUAAAGCAGAAAAAACCCACAAAAUAAAAAACACAGACUACACAACGAGUUAGAUACGCACAACAACAACAUUUCGUUGCAAAAUCGCAUGCUAGAAAAUUUGAAAAUAUAAAAGCUAAACCAAAAACAAAACAAAAUCAAUUCAAAAUUAAAUUCUAAAAGUUGCAUCAAAUUAAAACACACACAUCUAUAUAGAGAACUCAAUAAUAAAGCCAAGAUUAAAACCAAGUUAAACCCAAAAACCAAAAAACCAAAUACAACAAAUUAAUUACAAUUGUGAUGAACAAGUUAAUUGCAUCAAUUGCAGCACAUAAACACUCAAGCAUUUAAAAUAGCUUAAACCGAAACAAAAGUAUAUAUCUGCUGCCCAGGCAGGCUCAAUUAAAAAGGAUACAAUAAUUUAUUGCCACAUCAACUCAGCGUGGGAUGCGAAUGCAGUUGCAGAUGCAGAUACUGAAACAGAUACAGAUGCAGUUGCAGAUACAGAUGCAGAUUGGAUAUUGGACGAAUCGGACACAUUAUAUUACCAGUGAUAGCAACAGAAUUUACAUAACCAUUAAUGAAUAAUAGAGGACAGUAAUAAGCGAAUAGGAGUAACCCCAAUCCGACAAACCAAAUUGUUGUAGACUUUCUUGUUGUUGAUUAAUCAUAAUUAAAUAGAAGUUGUUGUUGGAAAAGCUGUGAUCGCAGACGGAUACAUGACAAAGCACAAACCAUUGUUAACAAACUGAAACAGAAGAGACGCACACAGAGAGAGAGAGAUAGAGUUAAAACCAUAAACCUGUAAGCAAUGCUUGUUGGCCCAAACAGUGAGAACAGCCGCAACAUAAGCCACAACAACACUGGCAACACUGGCAACACACUGGCAACCACUCCUGGCCUAAAGCGCAUAUCAAAAGGCUAGAAGGUGCAGGGCAGCACAGGAGGGGGGUGCAAUCGAAGUAAUCCCCGAAAGGACACAACAUUUACCCGCGCCACUCGUCGCCACCGCCCCCGCACCGCCUGCAAUGCUCUGGUAGCCAAGACAGUUUUACGGUGGAUCACUACUGCGCCGGCGGCGACCCACAAGCGGCGGCGGCACCUGGACCUGGAGCGGCUGGAUCUGGAGCGGGCGGCGGCGGCGGCGGCGUUGGGCCAUCGCAGCAGGCGGGUCAAUGGUCCAAUGCGGCGAUCGGCGGUGGCGUUGGCGUUGGCGUGACCUCUUGCGGCGGCGGUGGUGGCGUUGGUAUAGUGCCACAAAACCAUCAUUCCAUUGGCAUGUGCCAGCAUCAUGGGCUGACAUCACAGUCGUUGAUGUCCGGUGGCUCGCACAUCUCACUGCUGGGCAGCAGCGGCAGCAGCGGUAUGAGCGGCAGCGGCGUCGGCAGCAGCGGUCAGAGUGUGCCCCAAUGUCCGGCCGCUGUGGCAGCCGCGGAUGCUGCCGCCAUGCUUGCCACCACCAAUGCCACCGGCGGCCAUUGUCGCAGCUUGAGCGGCUUGAGCUCGAUCAGCAUACCGCCGCCGCCGCCGGCGCUCUUCAAUCCGUGCAGCUCGGCGCUGUCGCUGCAGCAGGCGGCGGUAACCAGGUGGGGACCGCGCACCUCCUGCCCGGUCCACAGUCCGUUCCGUGUGCGCGUGCCGAACGGCUCCAUCUGCUCCGGACACCAGGCUCUGCUCCAUAGCCACGAUGUGGUGGCCCGGGAUGUCUACGGGGAGGAGGCGCUGCGCGUCACCCCGCCCCCGAUGGUGCCCUACCUCAAUGGCGACGAGCUGGACAACGUCGAGGGCGGCGAACUGCAGCAUGUGACCCGGGUGCGACUGGUGCAGUUCCAGAAGAACACGGACGAGCCCAUGGGCAUCACGCUGAAGAUGACCGAGGACGGGCGGUGCAUUGUGGCCAGGAUUAUGCACGGCGGGAUGAUUCAUCGCCAGGCCACGCUGCACGUGGGCGACGAGAUACGGGAGAUCAACGGGCAGCCGGUGCAGCACCAGUCGGUUGGCCAAUUGCAACGAAUGCUGCGCGAGGCACGCGGUUCUGUUACCUUCAAGAUAGUUCCUUCGUACCGCAGCGCUCCGCCCCCCUGCGAGCUUUUCAGGAUCAGACCCGCUCCGGUGCUUAUAUUCGUGCGCGCCCAAUUCGAUUAUAAUCCGCUGGAUGAUGAGCUUAUACCCUGCGCCCAGGCGGGCAUAUCGUUCCAAGUGGGCGACAUACUCCAGAUCAUUAGCAAGGACGACCAUCACUGGUGGCAGGCGCGACUGGACACGGUGGGCGGAUCGGCAGGACUGAUACCGUCGCCGGAGCUGCAGGAGUGGCGGAUCGCCUGCCAGACGGUCGACAAGACCAAGCAGGAGCAGGGAGAACCGGGUGCUGGAUGUUCCGCUCACGCAGAUGGGUGUGAUGGAUCAGCAGUUAACUGCUCCAUCUUCGGGCGCAAGAAGAAGCAAUGCCGGGACAAAUAUCUGGCCAAGCACAAUGCCAUCUUCGAUACGCUCGAUGUGGUCACGUACGAGGAGGUUGUCAAGGUGCCAGUUGGCGACCCGAACUUUCAGCGCAAGACGUUGGUGCUCUUGGGUGCUCAUGGAGUCGGCAGGCGGCACAUCAAGAACACCUUGAUAUCGAAGUAUCCCGACAAGUACGCCUAUCCCAUACCACAUACAACGAGACCUGCCAAACCCGAGGAGGAGAACGGACGCAGCUAUUACUUUGUCUCGCACGAUGAAAUGAUGGCGGACAUCGGUGCGAAUGAGUACUUGGAAUACGGCACCCAUGAGGACGCCAUGUACGGCACCAAGUUGGACACCAUCCGGCGGAUUCACACCGAGGGCAAGAUGGCCAUAUUGGAUGUGGAGCCGCAGGCACUGAAGAUACUCCGCACCGCCGAGUUCACGCCCUACGUUGUCUUUAUAGCAGCGCCCUCACUGCAAAACAUAGCAGACUAUGACGGCAGCCUGGAGCGAUUGGCCAAGGAGUCGGAGAUGCUGCGCCAGCUAUAUGGUCACUUUUUCGAUCUGACGAUUGUGAACAACGACAUUAGCGAGACGAUUGCCACGCUGGAGACGGCCAUCGACCGGGUGCACACCACCCCGCAGUGGGUGCCCGUGUCCUGGCUGUACUGACAAGACAGCGAACUGGAAUGCCCCGACUGCCUCGAGGGCUGUGACUGCGAGUGGGACGCCUACACGCAGGCCUCCAACGUAGCCCUGUACUGAGGCACACAUGCAGAUGCAAAUGAGCACGACGAUGCAGAUACACGCCACAUCACGACACCACCACACCAUUAAAGUAUUACCAAGGCACAAGCAACAGCAGCAGCAGCAGCAGCAACAGCAACUGAAGAAGCAACACAGCAACCACUACGAGAGAUGACAGUCAGGACUGGAAGAUAGAAGGCGCCUGGCGCCGAGCUAUAUAAUUUAAGAAUAAAUGGGUAUUAUGGGAACUGCGGUCGCAACGCAACGCAACGCAAAGACAAAACGUGUGUGUUAAACGACAGACAACCAAUUGUAUUUGCCUCUAUUAUAUUUUGUUUUCUGUUUUAACAGUAUGUUUAUUUUGUAUUAAUUUUUAACCGAUUGUAUUUGCCAUUCCAUGCUCAAUGUGUUAUAUUUUACGAUUAUUGUUUUGUUGUAUUAUUUGUUUUAUUCUGCAUUUAGUCAAAACAGCAUUAAACGCUUAUGUAAAUCUUGCACUUGUUAGUGUCUAAGUUAACUGGAGUUAGACAAAUGGAAACCGAAGUACUCAAAAUUGUUUUUACCUAACGAUUAUUUUCGGUAAGAGUCUUGUGUGCGCAGGUAGGGCGUUGAACGAGUUAGUAAAUUAUAGAAAAACUACGUAAUUAAAUAUAAUUAAACAUAGACACAAGGAGACACAACUCAGCAAAAAGAACACGAAGACCAUACAAAAAAAAAUAAACAAAUUACGAUGUGAGCAAUUUCAAGUGUUUCAAGCCAAGUAAGAACUAAUUAAUAACAUAUGGAAGAUCAACUGAAGACAGUGGUGAAGCAAAGUGCACGUUUUAAAUGCAAUAAAAAAGAAAGGUAACAGAAAAACAAAAAAUAUAUAAUUAAUUCAGAUCACAACACUUACACACGGAGGAAAAGAAAAAAAAACACCUAUAAAAAACCAAAAUACCAAAUUGUUGACGUUUAAUUGAAUUCCAUGAGAAAUGAGUAAACCACAAAAAACAAAAUGCAAUCAAACAUAAUAAAACGAAAAAUACAUAAUAAUAAUUGCAGCCGCGUUUAAUUCAAGCAAAAGCAAAUUAAACAAAUGGAAAAAAACAUAGAGUGAGCACAAAACACACAUACUAACUGCAAUUACGAAUUAAAAUAAUUAGCGAAAGGAUGUGGAGAUUGCAGGUCAACGCAAAACAGGCAGAUAAACCGUAUAAAUAUAUAUGAAAAAUAAAUAAAAAAAAAAAAAGAAAACAAGAUGAAAGUAGGAAAUUCAGAAAAUAUGUAUACACAACACAUAUAUAUAUUUUUCGAACAACUCAAACUCAGGUUGGAUACAUUGAAAAUCAGUCAAGUUCAAUAAGAAUAAUAUAGCGGAGCGCUUCCUUUUAACCCACAGCCAAAAAAAAAGAAAACGAGAACUCAAUUAGGAGACCCAAAAACCGAAUCGAAUCGAAAUCGAGUCGAAUCGAAUAAGAUCCUAAGUCGCUUUGCAUUGAAUUGAAUUGAAUUGAAUUAAUCGUACACCCACUGGCCCAGUAACCACCCAAGCAAGCAGCAGCUUCAAAUUUUCGAGAUACUUUACAAACGACACCGACAAACUGUCUUAGCAAUGAAGAAACCUGGCAUUUUUUUUAGUGCAGCUUCAUGAUCAGCAACCAGCGCUCAGUAUUUUCGCUUUUUUCCCUCACUGUAGUAGAAAUUUUGAAAUUUUUUAUUAGCUUCCCUCACAUAGAGCUUCUGAGAUGGACGAAUCAUAAACAGAAACAGAAACAGAAACAGAAUUUAGACUACGACUACGGAGUGCACAUGCAAUCACAUACUAUACGUAGUUGAUGAUGUAGUUACUUUGGGUUAGGAUCGCAUCGAAGAUACAUCACAGACACACACUUGAGAUCGAACUUAGUAGUAAAGCAAACAAAAACACAUUUGUAUACACGUGCCACACAAUUCUCUAUUCUCUAGCUGUCCCUCAAAAAAACAAUUUAAGCCUGAGCUUAUAUUCGAGCCCAACCAACCACACGACCCACUUGAAUUUCCCAACCGCACACCACACAAGAUGAUGAACAUACUUAUAUCCAGAACAAUUCUAUGGUUUCAAAAUGGUUGAACAAUUUUGCAUAGAGUAUUAUCGUUAGACGCUGGGCUAUAACUUUUCGGUUCUGAGCGUGGAUGAAGAUGAAGAUGAAUGGAGUGAGGCAAUGCAAAUCAUAGAAGUAUCCCAAAAAAAAAAAGGAAAAGAAGAACAACCGAACCUACCCAAAAAACUGAAGAACUAACUACCUACCCACAACCACAAAUGCAGCCAAGUGGCCAAAUUAACUAAGUAUUAUACCUUAAAGCGAACGAUAGAUCGAACGAACGUGACGAGAUAAAAUGAGAUGAGAUGAGAUGAUAUAGGAGGAGGAACCUUAUAGAAGACACGGCUUGAGAUGGACGUAUGUACAUUUUUUGAAGCUCCCCCAAAACCAGGCUAAGUGUGCCAGAAAACACCAAAAUCGAUGAAAUGAUUAGGAAAAAAGAAUGCUCAAAUCAAAAUCUUAUAUUUUACGGUAUUACAAUGAUUAGGAACGAUUGAAAAGAAUUGCAAAUUGGGGGGAAAAACGAUACCGAUAGAGAUAGAGAGUAUCCCGAGAUUGAGCUAGGAUUUCAAAGGAUUUCGAAGAAUUCGUUUCGUACUUUUACUUGAUCCUUUUUUCUUAGCCGAUGCGAGCAGAUUGUAGCUGUACUCUAAGAAUAAUUUCACACUAAGAUUAAGUAAAAAUUUAUUGUUGAUAUUACAUAAAAAAAAAGAUGAUGAUGAAAAAGCAGAAGUGAGAUGAACACGGUCACGUAAACCAAAUGAAUUAGAAUUUUUCUCUAAUUUCAUAAGUCAAUGAUGAAGAUGAUGAUGAUGAUGAUGAUAUGAUAGAGAGGGUAACGAUGGUGAAGAUGAGUUGAAAAUGCUUAUGAUCUCCAAUGUCAAUAUGUGUAGAUUGACGCGAUUUGAGCUAAUUGAGUGAAUUGUUAUUAUAAUAAUAAAUGAAGAAUGAAAUGAAUGGAUCGGCAGAUCGAUCGAUCGUUUGGGGCGCAAAAGGCCGCGGUGUUAGUAAAUAUCAUUUAAAAUAAAUGAUAAAAAUGUCAUUAUAUAUACAUAGUUUAAACAUGGGAUUAAUAAUAAUAAAUUAAAAUGAAAAAGUAAACGUAAAUGGAAAUGGAAAUGGAAGAGAACCGACGAAACUGGAAUGAGAAUUAAAUAAAAACGAGUAAACACUGAAAUACCGAAUUUUAAAUACAUAAGUUUUGAAUCAUGCAUGCUGCAAAGACAAAGCAAAACCCACACAGAAACCGAAACAAAAGUAAUAAAAUGAACUUCUAUAUAUGAAAAGAGAAAAAUAUACGAGAGAUACAAUUUCAA